Messenger RNA from Kuraishia capsulata CBS 1993, 1266 nucleotides. RefSeq lists its product as uncharacterized. Bases 1 to 1266 code for a protein of 421 amino acids. The transcript has a single exon. The record is from RefSeq and is a predicted model, not a curated record. Gene Ontology annotation, molecular function: N-acetyltransferase activity. Lineage: Eukaryota; Fungi; Ascomycota; Pichiomycetes; Pichiales; Pichiaceae.
AUGUCACGAGAAUUCAAUUUUAUCGAGAAAUUUUACCACGCCAGGUAUCAACAAGACUUGUUCGACACCUUUGUGACCUAUUCCCAUUUCGUCAACCCUUUGGACCGGAAUACCAUCGAAAAUGUUAUGGGAUCUAUUGUUCGCAGCCAUGCCUUUUUUCGCCAAGCAUGUCAUGAAUCCACGUUUAAUACACUCUCUCCAGAUCAGAUUGAUAUUGCUGCACAGAUAGAGAUUGUUUCACCCGAGAAAAUACCAGAAUUUUGCGUUGACCUAUGCUGCGCCACAUCUUCAUUUCCUUACGAAGGUGAAGUGGGCUGGCGAUUAUAUUACGCGGAAAACUCACAGAUUUUGAUUCUCCAUUGCAAUCACGUUCUCUUUGAUGGUCAAUCUGCUGCGAAUUUUCAUAAGCUGUUCGCAGAACAUGUUGGAGAUGGCAAAGGAAUCACAAUUGAUGGUCAAGUGGAUGUGCCAUUCGUCGAUUCUACACGACUAGUCAACUACUCUCCUUCAAAGCUUGAAAUAGUCAAAAAGGUUGCUGGUAUCCUUCUAAAGAGCUGGUGGUACCAUAGAAAUACCUUCAGAAUGCCUGCUGCUAUUAGUGCGCCUGGACGAAGAGCUCCUCAUAUAAAGGUCUUGACAUUAUCAAAAGAUCAGACUGAUCGGUUGAUUGCAGUUUGUCGCUCCCGCAAGGUCGCUCUCUCUUCUCUGUUAUUAUCUCUGACCCAUCUUGCAACCUUAUACCUUACGGCAAAUACUGAUGUGGUAUGUGAUGUGCCUGUUUCGCUGAGACGCUGGUUGGACAAGGAACAGGCUUCGACUGUUUAUCCUGGUUUCGAUCCUGACUUUGGUUUUUUUGUCACUGCGGCCUCUCUUCUGAUCCAUUCACAAAAGAAAUUUUCUUGGGAUAUCGUAAGCAAAUUGCAUGCUAAUUUGCAUGCCUUGGCGACACCACAAGCUAUUACCGAUGUUGGUCUUUUGGAGAGUGUGGAUGCUAACAAGUAUUUGAAGGAAGCCACCACAAAAUCUAAGGCAUCAACUUUUGAGCUUUCUAAUCUCGGCUCGAUCAAGUUGGACACGUCUGUUGUGGAUUCAGUGGUAUUUGUGCAGGCUCCAGGUCAUGUUAGUGGGUAUUUCUGCACAAACGCGGUCGGAUAUGGGACGGGACUGUCCAUCAGUUUGACGUGCGUGCAGGAGGUUAAUCAGAGUGCAUUUUUUGCUGAAUUUGAGAGGCUGUUAAUGGGAAUAAUUGAGACGGGAGAAGCCUAG